UACUGGAAGCAGCGCGAAGAGCAAAGAGACUCCAUAACCGACGCACUCACAAAGCUUAUCACUGUACCGGCAAAUUCCAAUGGCGGAAGUGAGGAACAAGCGAGUGGUUCUAAGAGACUAUGUGGUUGGUUUUCCGAAGGAAUCAGACAUGAAAAUUGUGGAAGGAAGGAUCAAAUUGAAGCUUCCAGAAGGUUCCGAUAAGGUGAUUGUGAAGAACCUCUACCUCUCUUGCGACCCUGUCAUGAGAGUCCUGAUGAUCAAGAUGGAAGCCAUUGAUGUAUAUCAUCACUACACACCUGAUGCUCCAUUGACAGGUUAUGGAGUGUCUAAAGUGUUGGAAUCUGGACAUCCAGAUUAUAAGAAAGGUGAUUUGGUUUGGGGAAUUACCAAAUGGGAAGAGUAUAGCUUUAUCUCCCCAUCUCAAAUAUGUUUCAAAAUUGAACACACUGAUGUCCCACUUUCCUACUACACUGGAAUUCUUGGUAUGCCUGGGAUGACUGCUUAUGUUGGUUUCUUCGAAAUAGGUUCUCCAAAAAAAGGAGAAAAUGUUUUUGUUUCAGCUGCCUCUGGUGCUGUUGGUCAACUUGUUGGCCAAUUUGCCAAGUUGAGCGGUUGUUAUGUUGUUGGAAGUGCUGGAAGCAAAGAGAAGGUAUUUGUUCAAUUAUUAUUAUUAUUAGUUUCAUAACAUUUAGGAUAUUCA
Messenger RNA from Vigna umbellata (rice bean), 700 nucleotides. The record is from RefSeq and is a predicted model, not a curated record. NCBI's taxonomy places the organism in Eukaryota, Viridiplantae, Streptophyta, Magnoliopsida, Fabales, Fabaceae.